GUGGUCUACAAUACAUACACGUGCAUGUUCUUAUAAUAAGAUGGCGAGUGAGCUAUUGUCUCCUACCACUGGGGCAGAGGAAACUCCUCAAAAGCCGAGGUUCUUCUUCCCUAAGAUACAAGAUAAUCCUGAUGGAUGGGGGCCUUGUGACGUACCGCUACAGUUCAAAGAUACACCUUACCAGCCAUUCUCUAAAGAUGACCGACUGGGAAAAGUGGCAGACUGGACUAAUAACUUGUAUCAGGACAGGAGAACAGCUAAUAAAUAUGGUUCGGCUUAUGGCUCUGGUGGUCAGGUGUAUACAUAUUACCAUGAGCAGGAUGAUUCCUCGUUUCGAUUGGUUGAUUCCUCUCGGCCUCAGCGACCACUCUACAGUAGACCACGAGGAAGACAAAUGCAGAAUAAAAUCCGUCGCGAUCGUGAGAAGAGAGAGGAGAGAAAGCUAGGAGGACGUCAGCAGGUUGCUUUGAAAAAGAACAGGGAAAAGGAGAGGCGUUCCAAAAGAGGCUACAGGUCCAAUUAUUACGACCGCAAUCCACCUCAGUUGCGGCCAAGGGCUCCGUCCGUUAGUGUGAAAUACAACUGGCAAAUGAUAAGAGAAAUAACAUUCCCAGAGUUAAACAAGCUUAGUUAUACCCCAAGCAGACCUGAAGACUUACACGUUUGUGGUUCAAUUGGUUAUUAUAAUGUGCGGAAGGAGAAAUCGGUUUCUGUUCGGUGUCCGCAAAUUUUGUCGAAAUGUACAAAGAUAUUUAACCCUGUGACAACCUCUGAUGACCCUGUCAUUGAAAAACUCGCUAAAGCUCACAAAGAUAAUUGUAAAGUCUUUGCAACUGAUGCCAUUUUGGCUACACUAAUGACUUGUACUCGCUCCAAAUAUUCCUGGGACAUUGUAGUACAGCGUGUUUCUGAUUUCUUGUUUUUUGAUAAAAGAGAUGAUUCUCGUUUUGAGUUCCUAACGGUAGACGAGACAGCUAAAGAGCCACCACAAGAGGAGACUGGCAUUAACUCCCCACAGAGCCUAGCACUGGAAGCAACUUAUAUCAAUCAGUCGUUGUCACAGCAAAUGCUCGUGUCUGCUGCUGGUGGUAAAGGAUUAUAUUCAUUUAGGGAACCGAAUCCGUUUACUGAUGAUAUUGAGGGAAUGCCAUCUGUGGCUUAUAGAUAUCGUAAGUAUUCCCUGAAGGAUGGAUCAGGACUGAUUGUAAGAUGUCAGCAUGAUGCUGCACUUCCUCCCUCCUCCCCCUCCUCCUCUCCUGACGUCUUCCUUAAUAUAAAGACACUGAAUGAAUGGGACCCCAAGUAUGCUGGUGGUAAUCAUGUUGAUUGGCGUAAUAAUUUGGAUCGGCAGAGAGGAGCUGUCUUUGCCACUGAGCUGAAGAACAACAGUUGUAAGAUAGCCAAGUGGGCAGUCAGUGCUGCCCUAGCUGGGUCCUCAUUUAUCAAAUUUGGUUAUGUGUCACGUUCAAGUCCUCGUGAUUCCUCCAACCAUCAGAUAUUAGGAAUACAAACGGAGAGACCCGAGCAACUAGCAUCACAGCUCACACUGGAUUUACAAAAUGCCUGGGGCAUACUCCACGCCAUCAUUGAUUACUGCAGGGAGCUUGAUCCUGGGAAGUAUAUAAUAAUGAAGGAUCCUAAUAAGGCUGUGAUAAGGAUAUAUUCUGUUCCAGCUGAUGAGUUUGAUAGCGGGGACAGUGAUGAUGAGGAAAGUGAUGGAGGAGCUGGCAGCCAAUCAGAUGAUAAUAAAUCUGAUUAAUAACUCUACUAUUAUAACUUUUAAUUAAAUAAUAAUAAUAAUAAUAAAUUAAAUAAUAAUUAUUAAUUAAACAGUAAUUAUUAUUAUUAAUUAAAUCGGCUAUAAAAAACUAUCAAA
Amphimedon queenslandica is the source of this 1876-nucleotide messenger RNA. Its product is annotated as eukaryotic translation initiation factor 3 subunit D-like. Gene Ontology annotation, biological process: translational initiation. Gene Ontology annotation, molecular function: translation initiation factor activity. NCBI's taxonomy places the organism in Eukaryota, Metazoa, Porifera, Demospongiae, Haplosclerida, Niphatidae. Gene Ontology annotation, cellular component: cytoplasm; eukaryotic translation initiation factor 3 complex. The transcript has 15 exons. The record is from RefSeq and is a predicted model, not a curated record. Bases 41 to 1759 code for a protein of 572 amino acids.